Messenger RNA from Xylaria bambusicola, 2364 nucleotides. RefSeq lists its product as uncharacterized. The transcript is spliced from 3 exons. The coding region runs from base 1 to 2364 and encodes 787 amino acids. Lineage: Eukaryota; Fungi; Ascomycota; Sordariomycetes; Xylariales; Xylariaceae. The record is from RefSeq and is a predicted model, not a curated record.
AUGUCGUCACAUCAUAAUACUCUCUCGUCUGUGAAUGACGGCGCAAGUGGGAGCGGUAUUAAUCAAAGUGGACAAAACGCUGAAGUGCCAAGCAACAAUGACCCCGAUAAGGAGCGAGAGGAUGAAAGUUCGGAUGAGGAUGACCCCUCAGUAGAACCCAGCAUCCUGGCUGAUGAUGAUGACGACGACGACGAUGAUGAUGACGGUGGUGCUGGUUCUAAGCGACGACGGCGUAAUGCUAAGUCAAGACCGCAAACUUGCAAACAAAAAUGCAAAGCCCUCAAGGAUAAAUGUGAUCACAUCAGGAGACAGUGGUUUGACGAGGUGAAUAACCUUAAGCGGCAACAUGCCAUAGAAGUACGGGACCUUAAGAAGAAGAUCAAGGACCUUGAGGAUGAGGUUAGACGCUUGAGCAGAUCCGGCGUAUUGACCUGGAAACCAUGGGAAAAUGACCUAUUCGCGUUUCUGGAAAGGUUCCGAAACCGUGAUCCCAAUGACAGCAUUAGAGAAGACCUUAAUGUAUACGACCCAAUCUACAAUAAUUCAUGCAGCCAGGGGAACAUGUCCCUCACGCUCACUCAUCCCGAUCUAAAUAUAGCAAACACUCUAUUCACUCCAGCACAAAUCGAGAGGCACUUUGCUGCUCAAGACGCUAUUCAACAGUUCCACGGCGAUGAUAAUGCAGGCCUCAACGCACCAUUUUCGUUUGAAAAACUCCCAAUCGCCGUGCAGUGUAAGAUUUGGCGACUCAUCGUGCCAAAUCAUGAGCUAAUACACUGUUUGUCUCGCCUGGAUUCUAAAAAUCCUCCCAUCGCCGAUUAUCUCAGUGGUAGAAGACGUAAAUAUCCCAGUCGAUUUCAUAUCGGUGAUGGUCUUUGCUAUGUUGCGCUGGCGGACAAACCUUCAACCCACUUAGAUUAUCUUUGCGUAUCUAGGCGCUGGCUCUAUGCACUAGCUCAUCUAUUCUAUGCAACGAACACGUUUGCCUUUAGCUCUCUUGGUGAACUGGGGCGUUUCUUUAAGGGGAUCGGCAGAGCACGUACUGAGCGAGUCGUCCACGUCGAACUAUUAUGGCAAGGUAGACUUACCCCCAGACAACCUACAGGCUCUAUUUCUCUGCGCAAGGAGCCUCUACAUAAUUUCAUGUUUACCAGUCGUCUACGUACGCUGGUAGUCCAUAUCGACGAAAGUGCGAAGUCUCGUAUGCGCCGCUCGUAUGAGAUGAAGCAGGAUGACGAUUACUAUAAAGACUUCGGGAGUGAGGAUUAUGAAGAGGAUGACAAGUACAUCUUUCAAAUGGAGACCCAGAGGACCGACCUACAAAUGAAUUACCGGAAAUAUCGAGGCAUGAGAACCGUCCAUGGAAUGGAUUUCAUAUACCAGCUCCGAGGCAUGAAAUGGGUGCGUUUCUACGACAUCCACGGUGCGCGACCUUGUACCUACAUUCGAGACAAGUCUUUCCUGCUGGAUAUCAAUAAUUCUGUGACGGAAAAGAAGAGCGACUCAAUGGCCCUCAAGUCCGAGAUUGAGAAUCUGCGGCCGCUCACUUCACUUAGUGAUUACUUCCCCGAUGAUCAGACUAUGGAGCUCGUUGCCAAAUUCUAUGACGAGACCACAGUCGAAAAUGUGUCCGUAGCCGGCUCAGACACGUCGUCAUCUGCUAGUUCAGAAGACUCAGACUCAGACUCUGAUGAUGACGAUGACUCUUCUGGAGAUUCCUCUGGUAACCGCUCGCGCCGCAAAACUGGUGGGUCUGACCCCGGAAGUGACAGCGAUGUCGAGGUCAUUGACAUCGAUAGCGAUGGAGACGAUGAUGAAGAUAGACCAGACGACUCCUUCGGGGUUCACAGUGAUGCAAACAGCCCAUCACGUUCAGGAUUCGACAAAAGACGUUAUAACAGCAGCAAUAUGGCCACCGUAGAGCCAGCUGUGAUAAUGAUCGAAGAUGACGAUGACGAUAGUCACAGGCGACACAGACGAAAUGGCACGGAUUACAGCACCAGCGACGGCUUGUUCGUUCGCUCAGGUUCAUGCACUGCCUAUACCGAUGAUGAUAGUGACGAAGUAACGGUUAUUUCAGCGCCACCUGGAUUUGUCGACCUUACUCUUGAUGAUGAUGAUGACGACAACGGCGAUAAUGGCAUAAAGAUAGACGACACUGAAAGUGACCAAGAGGAGGAGGAUGUUAAGCCAGACAUCAUCCUAGAUAACGACGACGACGACGACGAUGAUGAUGAUAGCAAUCGAAGCAUUAAACUGGAAGAAUCGAUAUACGAAACCCUUCAGGAUACGGCAAAUCCUGACAGCGACUCAAGCUCGGACAUGUCCCUGAAGCGCUCUGCAAGCGAAUACUACUUGGCCUAG